GAAACAGGUCGGACCUCACAAUGAGGAAACGAGUUAUCAGUGACAGCAGACAAACGGGGAGAUCGUAUUUUGAAGAAAUGAGGAGAUCUUAUGUACUUAUGGUUUUUAUGUUUUCCUACCUGUUGCUGGCUGAAAAAGGUGCCGGUUCCAUCCGUUGCGCAAAUGUUCUCACACAUUGCCAACAAAACGGGUCUAACAUCCCUCGGUGUGUUGAAAACGCGAUGAGAAACUGUGGAAAAAGUCUUCCACGGGGUUUUCAUAGCCCAGAUUUCUAUUUGAGAGCUGCAAACUCCUCCAGAGCAGCCAGAGUGGACACAGUGUAUGGACAUGUAAUCCAAGUUCCCUCCGAAGCUGUCCUGAAAAGCAAAAGUGAAAAUGACGUGUACUUAAUCGUAUCUGUUCUCAACAGCAGCCUUUUUGAGGCUCCUUCAGAUAAUGGAUCUCUUCAUGAGCAGGUCUUAGGAGUGUGGCUUGGUGAUCAAGAUGUCCACGACCUUUCUCAUCCUGUUAGGAUAAAGUUUGUAAACGUCAGCCAGAAUGAGAGCAGAAAAUGUGUCUUCUGGAAGAUGUCAAAGAAUAGUGAGCAAGGUAAGUGGAGCACAGACGGCUGUAACACCAGCCAGAACAACAAAGACUUUGUCUGUGAAUGCAAUCACCUCAGUUUCUUUGCAGUGCUUGUUAGUCCUGAUAUGCCAGAGAAGGUUGAUACGCAGCCUCUUGAGUAUAUCACAUAUGUUGGGUCAUCUCUUUCUGUGGUGUUCACAGUCAUCGCCCUCAUGCUGUUUCUAUGCCACAGGAAGAUAAAGGCAGAGCACUCUGUCAUCAUUCACAUGCAGCUGACAGGCUCGAUGUUCCUCCUGCACCUCUUCUUCUUGGCUAGUUCCUUUUGGUCAGAAGCUGAGGGGGCAGCUUGCCGAUCCUUGGGACUCAUGCUGCACUGGGCCCUGUUGGGUACCUUAACCUGGACAGCUAUCGAAGGCUUCCAUCUGUAUCUUCUAUUGGUGCGGGUCUUCAACAUUUACAUCAGGAGAUACACGCUCAAACUAAUCCUGGUAGGCUGGGGAGUUCCUACAAUUACAGUGAUGAUUUGUGGAGUAGCUGGUUCAUAUGGCAAGUACACCCUAACAGUGAACACCAGCAAUAUCACCAACCUCUGCUGGGUUCCCACUGCGGCUGUGAGGUACAUAACAGUAAAUGGUUACCUGGGGUUGGUGCUGCUCUUCAAUAUAGCUAUCCUGGCAGUGACAGUGGUGAAGAUGCGGCAGCUGAGACUGCGGACUGUCCAAACUACGAGCAGAGUAAGAAGAUUUUGGAAAGACUGGGCCACCGUGCUGGGGCUCAGUUGUGUUUUGGGGCUCCCCUGGGGGCUGGCAUUCACCACAAAGGGACUCAUUAACCUACCAGGAGUUUACGUCUUCACAAUACUCAAUGCCUUUCAAGGUGCCUUGAUGUUUCUGUGGUUUUUGUCUAUCACAUGUAAGUCCAAUCAUGAGGAGCAAAGCUCAAAGGACAUCUCCCUGAGCAACAUCAGAUCAUGAUACUGGAACUUAAUCACAAUGCAAAAUACGCUGGACUGAAUGGCUGCGUAUCGGACUUGUUGAAGUGUAAUGCAAUGUAACUCACUUUGGCCCUGGGUUGCCAACUCAAUCCCUUUUUUUAUUUUAUCCAUCCAUAUAUACUUAUUAUAUCUAUAACAAUAUUAAAAGCUAUUGUGAGCCAGUGUAUUUUAAUGCAGUGUAAUUGUAAUGCACAUAGAAAUGUUAAAAUGUCAAAAAAUUAUAUAUAUAUGUGUGUGCGCGUGUG
Molecule: messenger RNA, 1803 nt
Organism: Colossoma macropomum (tambaqui)
Lineage: Eukaryota; Metazoa; Chordata; Actinopteri; Characiformes; Serrasalmidae
Product: adhesion G-protein coupled receptor G5-like
Exons: 12
Coding region: 21-1538 (505 amino acids)
Biological process (GO): adenylate cyclase-activating G protein-coupled receptor signaling pathway; cell surface receptor signaling pathway
Cellular component (GO): membrane
Molecular function (GO): G protein-coupled receptor activity
Source: RefSeq, a predicted model, not a curated record